Molecule: messenger RNA, 1296 nt
Organism: Pseudogymnoascus verrucosus
Lineage: Eukaryota; Fungi; Ascomycota; Leotiomycetes; Thelebolales; Thelebolaceae
Exons: 3
Coding region: 315-1109 (264 amino acids)
Source: RefSeq, a predicted model, not a curated record
UCCUCGCCCUCCAUUGGCCCUCUCCUCUUGCACCCUUCGUGAAAGAUGGAAGCGCCUUCUCUGCGGCCUAUAAGCCAGGCCAGUCGCCCCCAUCUUCCUCUUUCUUCCAUGUGUGCGCAAUCGUUCAUCAUUCUUGUCGUCGAUAUCAACCAUCGAGCUGCUGCCGUACAUUCCCACAGCGGCGUCUGAUGAGUCUUCAUCAGCGAGGGGCAUACUAAGGUCGCAAAAAGAAUCACAACACUGCGUCCGUAGGCGCGACAGCCUGGAUUCGCCGGUCGCUAUCCUGAUUCUCUUUCACGCUCGCUCUCGCUAUAAUGUUCAUCUCGAAGAAAUGGAGGUACUUUUGGGUUAUGAUAGGGCUCAUGGUGGCUGAGUUGGCAGGGACAGUUGCUACCCUCACACUAUUCGGUAUCGCGAGUCCAGACGCCUAUCGUACCCAGCUAUGGAAGCUCGGCGGCGAGCUGGGCUUCAAUUCGAGUCCGGAACAGAUCUUGUACGCAUACGCAAACUAUCGGCCGAUACCACCGACACCGCUGGUUUGGUCUGGUUUCAUCACCAACUACAACAUUGUCGUAUCUGUUUUGUCGAUGUUCAUUUUGCUUGUCAAGGUCGUCCUAUUUAUCAUGCACAUGUGGGUCCCGAUUGUCAGCGUAAUAAUCGACGCCAUUGUCAUUGCCCUCUGGAGCUUCAGCGCAUAUGGCCAGGCUGGUCCUGACCAUUCCGACCCAGCGCACCCGAGCUCGGUUGCGUGGUAUAUCGCCAAAAGCUGCAGUGUCGCUGAGGCAUCCGGAAACAAGCACAACUGCGAGAUGGCAAAGGGAGCAUUUGCGUCUACCAUCUUCAUGAUUGGUAUUUUCACAUUUAACCUCGGACUGGGCAUUUGGUCUUUGUUCCCAACAGAGGAGAUGAAGGAGGCGAGGAAGGCUAAGAAGGCGAGGAAGGAGGAAGAGCAAUCAUCGCCGUAUUCCGAGGAUGCGGGAGAGAAGCUGUGGGAGUUAAGGAACAUCCAACAACCUACACCGGCCUUUUCGCCUUAUACCCCGCGGACGUUGGCGUUCAACACAUUAGACCGCCAAUUGCCGCUGCGGGAGAAGGAACAGUACGCGUAGAUACUGUGAAACCCAGGAUGACGAUGACGAUGGGUUGAAAGGGCCAUUCCCGGGCCCUGAGUAACUAUUACCUUUUUGUGGCUACUUACGUUAUGAAGUGGCGGAAAGCGAGAAGAGUGGUGAUCAAGGGACUUUACUUAAUUCAAAACCUACUACGAAUACACAAAGUGAUAAUAAUAGGCUCCAG